UGGCUCUUGGUACAAGGAAGCAAACAGUUGAUUGGUUCAUUGUAAAAAACCCGGCAGAAGACAAGAGUGGACGAAAAAAAAUAACACAGGAACCGCUGGAAUAGCAACUGUUUAUUUGCCAGGAGCCCAGUGAUAAAGGAACCAUGGUUGAUCCGAUGGAGAAUGGCUUGUUUGACAUUCCUGACUAUGACAACACAGAUGACGAGACCUUUCCUCCUCUCCCCCCUCCCUUCUCACCAGGAGAGGGAGGAGAUCCUUUUACAGGGGAGGAGGGAGGAGAGAUCUCCAAGCUGGCCGAAGUCCCUGUUGCCAAGAGGAGAGGCGUCAAGAGACCACAGCCGAAACUGGACUCUCAGAGGCUGACAUCAGAAAGAGGACUUCCGGCUCUUCGCAACCUGUUUGACAACGUUCAUUUCAAAGGCAAAGGACACGAGGCUGAGGACUUGCGGGUGCUGAUGCAGAGGAUGGAGAACUGGGCUCACAGGCUGUACCCCAAACUACAGUUCGAAGACUUCAUAGACAAACUGGAGACGCUGGGCAGCAAGAAAGAAGUCCAGACGUGUCUCAAGAGAAUACGGUUGGACAUGCCACUAACACAUGAAGACUUCAUAGGAGACGACGGUGAGGACGACACCGCGGCGUCGAGAGACGGACGUGUCGUCAACCAUGACGACCCAGACCCGUUUGGAGACGGAGGUUUCGCUGAAGACCCCCCAGGACGGGUCCCCUCUACCCCAGCCCCCUCCCUGUUCCCUUCCUCCCAGGCUGGCCCGGUCCACUCCACCCCAGCCCCCUCCCUGACAGAGGAACAGCAGAGACGCAUAGAACUCAACAAACGGCUUGCCUUAGAGAGGAGACUGGCCCGCAUGCAGCAACACACAGAUGGCUCCCAGGAGAUGGCCUCCAGCCAGUCAGCAGACAGACCAUCUACCUCCCAGUCCCAGGAGAUGGCCUCCAGCCAGUCAGCAGACAGACCAUCUACCUCCCAGUCCCAGGAGAUGGCCUCCAGCCAGUCAGCAGACAGACCAUCUACCUCCCAGUCCCAGGAGAUGGCCACCCAGUCAGCAGACGGACCAUCUACCUCCCAGUCCCAGGAGAUGGCCUCCAGCCAGUCAGCAGACAGACCAUCUACCUCCCAGUCCCAGGAGAUGGCCUCCAGCCAGUCAGCAGACAGACCAUCUACCUCCCAGUCCCAGGAGAUGGCCUCCAGCCAGUCAGCAGACAGACCAUCUACCUCCCAGUCCCAGGAGAUGGCCUCCAGCCAGUCAGCAGACAGACCAUCUACCUCCCAGUCCCAGGAGAUGGCCUCCAGCCAGUCAGCAGACAGACCAUCUACCUCCCAGUCCCAGGAGAUGGCCUCCAGCCAGUCAGCAGACAGACCAUCUACCUCCCAGUCCCAGGAGAUGGCCUCCAGCCAGUCAGCAGACAGACCAUCUACCUCCCAGUCCCAGGAGAUGGCCUCCAGCCAGUCAGCAGACAGACCAUCUACCUCCCAGUCCCAGGAGAUGGCCACCCAGUCAGCAGACGGACCAUCUACCUCCCAGUCCCAGGAGAUGGCCACCCAGUCAGCAGAUGGACCCUCUCCCUCCCAGUCCCAGGAGAUGGCCACACAGUCAGCAGACGGACACUCUACCUCCCAGUCCCAGGAGAUGGCCACCCAGUCAGCAGACAGACCAUCUACCUCCCAGUCCCAGGAGAUGGCCACCCAGUCAGCAGACAGACCAUCUACCUCCCAGUCCCAGGAGAUGGCCACCCAGUCAGCAGACGGACACUCUACCUCCCAGGAGAUGGCCACCCAGUCAGCAGACAGACCAUCUACCUCCCAGUCCCAGGAGAUGGCCACACAGUCAGCAGACGAACACUCUACCUCCCAGUCCCAGGAGAUGGCCACCCAGUCAGCAGACAGACCAUCUACCUCCCAGUCCCAGGAGAUGGCCACACAGUCAGCAGACGGACAUUCUACCUCCCAGUCCCAGGAGAUGGCCACACAGUCAGCAGACGGACACUCUACCUCCCAGUCCCAGGAGAUGGCCACCCAGUCAGCAGACAGACCCUCCACCAGGUCCUCCUCACACCCCUUCCCCAGCCAGCAGCAGCAGGAUGGGGAGGAUGAAGACCUGUACCAGGGAGACCCAGAGGACAAGGGCCAGAGCAGGCCAGACCACUCCAGGGACAGAGCUCUAAACACGGCUCCCCCUGCUGAGGCUGACUCCCUGGUGUGUGAGGGAGCAGUAGCCAGCCCUGUUCCUGAGAUGAGCAACGACAGCAGGGCCUGAGACACACACACAACCGCUGACUCCCUGGUGUGUGAGGGAGCAGUAGCCAGCCCUGUUCCUGUGAUGGGCAACGAUAGCAGGGCCUGAGACACACAGAACCGCUGACUCCCUGGUGUGUGAGGGAGCAGUAGCCAGCCCUGUUCCUGAGAUGAGCAACGACAGCAGGGCCUGAGACACACACAGAACCGCUGACUCCCUGGUGUGUGAGGGAGCAGUAGCCAGCCCUGUUCCUGAGAUGAGCAACGACAGCAGGGCAUGAGACACACACAGAACCGCUCACCCCCUCCACAUCCAUGGCUCCAACUGUCAGCAUACAUACUCACCCAGCACCAAGGGACGCUGUCUUCUAGGACUGACAACUCAUCUGAGGAUGUUUUCUCUCUGUUCAAGUACAUUUUCAAUUAAGUUUCUACAAAUCUAAAACAUCUCAUGUGUUGUCAACCAUUUUUACUCUUUAAUAAAUGUUGCCGUAUGGGCCAAACAUCCUGUUGUGGA
Molecule: messenger RNA, 2771 nt
Organism: Oncorhynchus kisutch (coho salmon)
Lineage: Eukaryota; Metazoa; Chordata; Actinopteri; Salmoniformes; Salmonidae
Product: flocculation protein FLO11
Exons: 8
Coding region: 144-2276 (710 amino acids)
Biological process (GO): DNA damage response; replication fork processing; replication fork arrest
Cellular component (GO): replication fork protection complex; nucleus
Molecular function (GO): DNA binding
Source: RefSeq, a predicted model, not a curated record